Gekko japonicus is the source of this 619-nucleotide messenger RNA. It is a transcript of the gene NBN, whose product is annotated as nibrin. Gene Ontology annotation, molecular function: protein binding; damaged DNA binding. Lineage: Eukaryota; Metazoa; Chordata; Lepidosauria; Squamata; Gekkonidae. The record is from RefSeq and is a predicted model, not a curated record. Gene Ontology annotation, cellular component: Mre11 complex. The transcript has 5 exons. Gene Ontology annotation, biological process: double-strand break repair via homologous recombination; mitotic G2 DNA damage checkpoint signaling. Bases 125 to 619 code for a protein of 164 amino acids.
GACGAGGAAGACGGCGGGUUGUGUUGAGAUUGGUCCCUGCCCUGACUCGAAGGGCGGCCAGGAAUCCGCGCCGUGAGAGGGCGGAAAGGGAGCGAAGGAGACGGUUGUCGACGUUUCCCUCAGGAUGUGGAAACUGGUUCCAGUCGCCGAGCCCAGUCCAGGUGAACCACAUCGACUUUUAAUUGGCAUCGAGUAUGUUGUUGGACGCAAGAACUGUGCCAUUUUAAUUCAAGAUGAUCAGUCAAUCAGCCGAAGCCAUGCAGUCCUUUCCGUUAGUCAUCCUCCAGUUAACCUUAGUGAAUCAUCUACAUUUCCUGUGUUAACACUGAAGGACACCUCUAAAUAUGGUACCUUUGUUAAUGGAGAAAAACUACCAAGUGGCAGUUCCAGAAAUUUGCAGUCUGGUGACAGAAUCACUUUUGGAGUCUUUGAAAGCAAAUAUAGGUACUUCCAGGCACGACUGAACUGUAAGCACUGUGGGAAACCUGUUAUAGAUGUACGCAUUGGGAUGCAGUAUUUCUCAGAAUACAGCAAUGUUCAACAGUGUCCACACUGUGGAAACUUGGACUACCAUUUUGUGAAGCCAUUCUCUUCGUUUAAAGUUUUGGAAGCUUAUUGA